Pseudoliparis swirei is the source of this 1842-nucleotide messenger RNA. It is a transcript of the gene rab1ba, whose product is annotated as zRAB1B, member RAS oncogene family a. Bases 523 to 1128 code for a protein of 201 amino acids. Lineage: Eukaryota; Metazoa; Chordata; Actinopteri; Perciformes; Liparidae. The record is from RefSeq and is a predicted model, not a curated record. Gene Ontology annotation, molecular function: GTPase activity; GTP binding. The transcript is spliced from 6 exons.
AAAUUUUAUUUGAUUUUGAAUACAAUACAUCGAUGAACAUCUUGCCUCAUAGAUAUUGAGUUGACCUUUGUUAAGUAUAUUUGAACCUCUAGCCGUGAAACACUGCAUCCUGUGGUCCCAAUGACUGCAUGCUACACGACGUCAGACUGUUUUUAACCAACUUGGUAUGAUAAACUACAACUCCCAGAACCCCCUGCGCCGUGGCUCCGGCCUGGUUUCUGAGAGUAGCGACACGUCACCUCACGUCAUUACCGCACCUGCGCAGCCAUCUUGAGCCGCUCGCGACCAACGGACACGGAGAGGGAGAAGAACGAGGAGUAAGAACAGCCCGAGGAGCAGGGACAUGUCCGCCGGAACCAAGGACGUAUGAAACGGGAGAGGUCGAGCACGGAGCCGCGAUAACGGGACCGGAACGGAGACGGUAACACAGCCACCCAAGUGCAUCGGACACCCGGACCGACCAGUCAUCUUUUUUCCGCCGGAGUAGGAAGACGAGUCGAGAGAACCAUCCAGACUGAAGCCAUGAAUCCCGAAUAUGACUACCUGUUCAAGCUGCUGCUCAUCGGAGACUCUGGAGUGGGGAAGUCCUGCCUCCUGCUCCGCUUUGCCGACGACACCUACACAGAGAGCUACAUCAGCACCAUCGGAGUGGACUUCAAGAUCCGCACCAUCGAGCUGGACGGCAAGACCAUCAAGCUGCAGAUUUGGGACACUGCCGGUCAGGAGAGGUUUCGCACCAUCACCUCCAGCUACUACCGCGGAGCCCAUGGCAUCAUCGUGGUGUACGACGUGACGGACCAGGAGUCCUACAACAACGUGAAGCAGUGGCUCCAGGAAAUCAACCGCUACGCCAGUGAGAACGUCAACAAGCUGCUGGUGGGCAACAAGUGUGACCUCACCACCAAGAAGGUGGUGGACUACACCACGGCCAAGGAGUUCGCCGACUCCCUGGCGAUCCCCUUCCUGGAGACGAGCGCCAAGAACGCCACCAACGUGGAGCAGGCCUUCAUGACCAUGGCCGCGGAGAUCAAGAAGCGCAUGGGCCCGGGGGCCACGGCCGGCGGGGACAAGCCCAACCUGAAGAUCGAGAGCACCCCGGUCCGGCAGUCCGGGGGGGGGUGCUGUUAAGAGACCCCCCCCCCCACACACACACACACCACCACCCUCCACUGAAUUCUCCCUUUCUGUGUUCCCACCUUUACACCACCCGGUCACCAGACCCCCCCUCACCCCCCCCCCCCCCCCACCAGGAGACCCCGUGGCGGUCAGGUUCAUGUCGGGCAUCAAACAGCCGAGAGGGAACGCCGUGAGGCGGGGACAGAUGCUGAGGCCACGCCCACUGUCUGCCAAGAGGACAGGAAGAAAUGACGGGGGGGGGGGGGGGGAUUCAGAUUGGAAUGGAGCCGGUGGAAGAUUAGAUUUCUAUUGAGCUUAUCUCUACACACACACACACACACACACACACACACACUCCCAUACAUAUAUAUAUACACACACAAACACAUUUUGCAGUGUGCUGGAGUCGCACACUGUAGGAAAUGUGUGUCUCUCCCCCCCCCUUUUUUUGUUUGGUUUGGACCUGUGAUGACAUCGCACACAGGAGACAGCCUGUAGGGUGGGGGUGGGGUCAUGAGGUCACCAUGUCGUCUCCAUUUCAUCCACAAAGAAAGCAACCUGAGAAAAUGCUGUAACAUUUAACUCAGACACUUCCUGGACCAACACUAAAGAUUAUAGAUGGCGUGUGUGUGUCUCUCUGUGUGUGUGUGUGUGUGUGUGUCACUCUGUCUAACUUAAGUGAAACUAUUGGUAAAAGUAUGCAUUAAUCUUACAAAUUACUUUUUA